AUGGCUUCUGGGAACAUCCAGGCGGCGGAGGAGCGCAACCUGAUCCCCGUUUGGGACGGGAAGCCCGAGACUUUCUCGCACUUUGUGACCGAAGUCAAAUGGACCUUGACAGCGACUCGCAAGGAUGAUCGGCCGCUGCUUGCGGCCAAGAUCAUUCGAAAGGCUUUGCAUAGUGGGCAGAGCACUCUGGUGCAGCUGAUGUACAAGCUGGAGCCGGAGGACUUUCGGACGGAGGACAGCGUCAGCAAGUUGGUCAAGUACUUGGAAGAGUCCCCUCUGAAUCGGCAACCUUUGCCGGACGCUGGCAACAAGAUCGGGGGCUACUACAGGAGGCUCCAGCGUCGAAAUCAGGAGGCCCUACCGGCAUUCCUGAUCAGGGAGGACAAGGUCCACGACGACAUGCUCAAGGCCCUUCAGCGACUACUUCGCGAACGAGAUCUGGCCUUUGAUGGCUACGAGACGACCGUGGACGAACUUAAGGCCUUCUGUGGUAUGGGGCCAGACGAGUCCCUGUACUUCGGUCCUGAGGCGGAUAUGGACGCUGAUGCGGCAGCGGCCGAGGACGACCAGGAGGACGACUCGGCGACCACGCUUCCUGGGCAGCCGGCUUCGAGAGCCUCGAGCGCUUCCAGGACUUCACGGAGAGGGGCACGAUCCUCGACAACGUCGUCGGGCAAGGACAAGGUCACGGAGGUUCCCAAGGCAAGGGGCAAGGAUCUGCUCCAGAGGUUGAUGGAGAAAGGGCUUAUGCCCCUCAGCGCACUGGAUGUGAUCAGGGGCUGGAUGGUGCUCGAGAUGAGCACGGCUUCUGAAGAGGAGCGUCGGAUUGUGAAGGCGGCAACCCGCAACCGCCUUGGAUAUGCAGAAGUUCGGCAGGCCCUCUUGGCAAUGUACGAGGACCGGGGCGGCAAGCAUGGCAGGCCCUUUGCACAGGCCAAAGGCGGCAAGGGCACCUACUUCGGCGAGAUGGACGACGAGUACCACGACGACUCCGCCGAGUACCCGGACGCCGCCUACCUCCACUACCAGAGCGCCUGGUCCGAACCUGAGGCACAAGGAGAAUGGUAUGACCCUGGCCAUUGGGGUUAUUACCAAGAACCCGAGCCCAAUGCAGAAUGGCAAGAGUGGCCUCCAGACGAGGAAGUUGGCGAAGCGCCGUCGGACGAGGUGUUCGCCAGCCUCAAGCAGAAGGACUUCGAGGACCAGAAGAAGGAGCUGGAGGCGAUGAUUGCCGAGAACGACGGCAACCUUGCUGAAGCAAGACGGGCCGUGGCUGCUGCGGCACGAGACCGCGGCUGGGGCAAUGUACAACAGCGACAGCCCAAGCCAACCUCGGCUUACAUGACGAGCAAGGGCGGCGGCAAGGCCAAGGGCCCACACCACAAGGGCAAGAAGGGCGCAAAGAUGCUGGAGGAGGCCAAUUGGGUCAACUACUCCGGCAAGAAGGGCAAGCAGUUUUCCAAGAGCCAGGCCAAGGGUCCGAAGGGACCACCGUGGAGCGCCUACCAUGUGGAGGCCGGCAUCGAGUUCUUCGCCACUUCCGAGCACGAGGCCAGGUCUGAGGGCAGUGCUUUGGCGGCUUCUGAGGGCUUGAUAGAUACCGGGGCCACAGCGACGGCCGGAGGCCAGGAUGCUGUGAACAAGCUUUGUGCAGCCGUAGCCGCCGCAAGACCUGACACCAAGAUUGUGAUCCAUGAGCGCGAGAGACCAUACUUUCGGUGCGGCAGUGGGAAGUGGGGAAGGGCUCUUUUCAAGGUGGAUUUGGUUCGUGGCAACGUUGUGUUCAGCAUCUUCGCUUUACCUAGUGAAGGGGUACCAGUGUUGGUUGGCAUGCGUGAGCUCAAGUCCUUGGAUGCCUUUAUAGGUUGUGCUCGGGGAAGAUGCUUGGUGGAUGGGCGCAUGGUGCAGCUUAGGAAGACCCCAAAAGGACACUUGGUCAUGGACGUAGCAGAGCAUGUCUUCAGCCACAACAAGCCCACAGCAAGUGACAUCGUCAGAUACAAGGCAGCAAGCGAGCCACCAACUAGGCCUCCAACGACUUCGGCAAGUACGUACCGACAGCAGGCAGCCAAAACAACAUACAAGUGGGUCCCCAAGAACCAGACCUCCGCAUCACGAACCGUUCGAUUUGCAGCGCCUGAAGCCACACGGCGCAGCUACAUGUUAGAACUCCAGACGGAAGAGCGCUCGGAGAUGGAAGCAGUUGAGCAAGCGUUUGUGCAGUGGAGUGUCGACAGCCGAGACCUGCGAACACAGUCUGACUUUCUAGGCCUGUCGACCGAUGAGCUGCGCUAUGUCUUUGGCUCAGGCGACAUGUUAGCAGCGAUCCGGGAAGCCGUUCGAGAAGCCGUGGCGGAGGAGAUGAAGCAAGCGCGCCCGGCCAAGGGCAAGGGGCGCAGCCGUGGAAGCGGGGAGAAGACAGAGUUCGACUACACUCGCCAGCAAGGCCCGGAUACCCGGGACCCCCGCUACAAGCAGGAGGCCUGGCCAUGCCAGGGGCGUCACCGCUACACCUCCGGAGCGAACCGAUACGGCCGCUGGACGGAGUGCGCCACUUACGGUCAUCGUCAGUCCUACACCCCAGCCAAAGGGGCAUCGGGGGAAAGCGCCUGGACAAAUCUUCCCCAGAAUGUGGUGAAGGCUCUCGAGCGUCUUCGCAUGGCUGGUUGGGAGCCCGAAACGCUGGCGGCCAAGGACGUGAAGAACAUGAUCGACAUAGUGGCGAAAGAAAAGCGCCUCCUCACUGGCAAGGACAAGACGAACCCCAAGAAGGCGACAGCGGAAGCGAAGACAGCAGCCAAAGGAAAGACCAACCUCGAGACGGUCUUGGUGGACCAGCCGGCGGACGAGAUGGAGGGCUACGAGAAGGUAGAGCCACCGCAGGAGAACGACGUCGAGCUGGCGAGGGGCCAAGACAACGAGGUGCAGGACAUGGACUUCGUGGAACCAUGGAAGCAAGAGGACGUCACAGGCAGGACUGAUGGCAAUUUUGGAAAGGCAUGUGGACACCGCGGUUUGGUGGUCCACAACAAGACGAUCGGGGCCGGCUAUGACCUCAUGAAGUCGGCCGAUGUCGAGAAGAUGCUCUUGGAGAUUGAGGAGCAAGCGCCUUGGAAGACAUGGUUCUCUCCAGCAUGUGUUCUUCCUGCCACCGAACCUGCUUCCCCGGCCGCUGUGCGCGAGAAGCAGAUGAAGGCAAAGUACCAGUUGGACAACGUGAGCCGCCUGACGGAGGGCAUCCUGAAGGGCGGGGGCCAUCGGCAUGUGUACUUGGAGAUGCCUUCGACCUCUACCUCGUGGGGAACAGCGGCGGCCAGGAAGUUCAAGACACUGCUUGGACAGCAUGGGUCCAUGUUCCGAACUUUGAUUGACGGCUGCAUGGUUGGGAUGAGCUCUGGAACCGGGAUACCAAUCAAGAAGCAGUUCACGGUGAUCCACAAUGACCGGGAGUUCCACGAGAAGAUGCACGUGGUGUGCGACCGUUCACAUGGGCAUUGGGAGCUGGAGCGCCUGGCUCUGGAAGAGCCAAUACAUGAAGUACAUGGCGCCCCGGAAGUGAUCGCCGCGGCCCAGCAGAUCGAGAACGACGCCGACUUGAACCUCGACGUGCCGGACGAGAGCGAGGUGACAGAGGAGAUGCGAGAACAAGGAAUGCCACGCUGGGUGGUGAACGAGGCUUUGAACCUGAAGUGCCAGCCCUGUCUGGACACCAAGCGCGGCGGCAACAUGGUGGUCCCACACUCUGUGGGUACCUCCUCGCGAUCUGCUUGGUUGGUGGAGAUGCUCUGGGAGGGGCCCAUGAAUGAAUCGGGCACCGACCCUGGGCGACACCUGCUUGAGACCUUCGCGGGCUCCUGGCUCCAACAUCGGCCGAAGCCAGAGUGGAUUGUGACGGAUCCCCAGUCGUCGUUGGCAAAGGGCGACUUCGCGGAGUGGCAUCCGGAUGCGGCUGAGGAAACACGGAGCUCCCCGCUCGACUUUGUGGGCACCUGGCGGCUUCAGCGCACAACCAGACGGAGGCAGGAUGCGGACCCGCUGGAGGUGAACAAGAACCGGGACGAACGACCGGAAAGUUUCUGGCAACAGCAAAGGUGGCGCGCACGGGCCGAGGAGAUCCACAAGCAGGAGCUCGCCCGCGAGACGUUCACCCGUUUGCAUAACGCUGCACCCCGACCUGUCGUGGACUACCAGCCUGGCGACUGGGUGUGCGUCUGGAGGAAUGAGAGGGUGGCGAUGCUUGAGCCACCGGUGCUGCCAGAUGGACGUGUCUCGGUGGUCUGGGUCCUGAUGGGCACAAAACUGUGGCGAUGCGCCCCAGAACAGCUAAGGAUGGCCAGUGAGCAGGAGGUGAUCACCGAGUUGAUGGCGAAGGGCAACAUUGUCAUCCGACCGGUGCAGGACAUCAUGAAAGGGCUGAAGCGCUUCAUGGACGUCAUUAAGGAACCCUUCUCCACCGAGUACGAGUACGAGGACGCUUUGCCUGAAGAGCCUGCCCCUGGUGGUGCGCCUGAACCUCAACCUGGACUCUCGGAAGCACAACCUGCGCACGAGUGGGGGGACUCGCUCCAGGACGCGACGGACGCUUGGUCAGAGCGGCUUGCAGCGAGAGACCAGGCGGACCAGGCUUCGAGGAGAAGAACGUCGAGGAGCAGGUCAGCCGAGCGAGCGCCGAGCGCCAGCGAGGACCACCGUGCAGGAGCAGAUUACGAAGUGGCAGCAAAUGGCGUCAGCCAAUGCGGCUCGGCGCUUGGAAGGCCUUCCCAGACUGCAACGGAUGCCCGAAAGCAUUCAGCAAGGCGAGACCCGGACACGUGGGAGCUCGACACCGAGAACCGCAUGCUGAUCCGGCACCGCAACUCUUGGAGAAGUCGGAUGUUCGUGCCGACCUCUCUGGCUUCCUGCCCUGUGCCGGCGGACCAGUUCACCGGCAAGCGAGUCACGAAGUGGUUGGAUCCUCGAGGAGGUGUUGGAAGCCUCGUCGACAAAUGGAUCAGCGCAAGGACGCCAGCCGACAGAAUUCCCAUGAAGAAAUGGAAAGGAAGCGCCCAUGUCGAGUACAAGAAGGGCUACGACGUUCUGGCGCCCAAUCGCAAGGAGUUCGAGGAACCGCCGGAGCCGACCACGAAGAAGAAGCGAGCGACAAGCGAGCCAAAAGAAAGGCGGGGCCGAGACGAACCAGAAUCAUCGACUUCUUCGACUCCAUCCGCGACACCUGGGGCGACUACCUCACAACGAGCAGCAGUAGCAGCUGAUCUAAGAGACAGACCAGAAUCAGCGAUUUCUUCAACUCCAUCCGCGACACCUGGGGCCUCUAGUAAUUUUAGACCAGAAGUGUUUAGCUUGACCGAAGCAGACAAGUCGGCCAACCUUGACGACGAGACCAUCAUGCUGGUGAAGAAGCGCAUAGAACAGCUCCAGAAUGCCACGGACCAGGGCAUCAAGCUGAACAGCCUCCGAUUGGAAACACACCGACUGCGCCAAGAAGAGAAGGACCUCAUCAAGGCGAUUCGCCGAGCUUGCGAGAAUCAAGAGGCGUUUGUGGCCUCAGGGGCGACCUACGCCAAGAACAAGAUGGCAAGCAACAAGGAGGUCAACUACCGGAAGCUUGGUCGUGCAGACCGCAAACGAAUGGACGAGGCCAUGGCGAGAGAGAUCUCGGAAGUGCUGAGGUCACAAGCACUAAAGGCGGCUUCAGAAGGGCUGUCGGAGGAGGAAGUCAAGGAUCGCAUUAUACCAAUGCGGUGGAUCCUGACAUGGAAACCGGUCCCAGAUGGACAACCGCCAACGAGUUCCGAGAACGAGGUCAGCAGCGCCGACGGCAAGUCCAAGGCAAAAGCACGUGUGGAGGAAUACAAGAACCGGCAGCCCGAACAUCUCACCGCCUCACCGACUUUGAGCCGACUUGGCCGGAACAUGCUGCUUCAAGCAGCAGCUUUCGACAAGCACACCAUUGAGUGCGCGGAUGCCAAAUCGGCAUUCUUACAAGCCGACCAAGGAAUCGGCGCCGACCAGCUGUUCACCCGGGGAGUUCCCGAGCUGGCGAUGGCGUUGGGACUGACCCCAGGAGCUUUGAUGGAGGUGGUUGGUGCUGUCUAUGGACUUACCAAUGCACCACGGAUCUUCUGGCUGGACGUGGAUGCCAAGAUGAGAUCCCUGGGCGGACGACCGCACGACAUCGACAGAUGUCUUUGGAUAUUCAAGAACCGGUUCGGCAAGGUCAUCGGCCGAGUCGGCGCCCACGUGGACGACUUUAUCAUCAGUGGCGACCAUGGUGAUGCUGAGUUCAUGGCCCUGCGAGAAAAGAUCCGAGGCAUGUACUCGUGGUCCCCAUGGAGAACCGGAAGCUUCACUUUUGCAGGCUUGGAAAUCCGGCAGAUGAAGAACUUUGAGAUCCGGGUGACCCAGGAGACCUACUGCAACACUCUGGUACCCAUCGAGAUCGGCAACGACAAGUCCCGUGGCGACAGCACACCGCUGACCCCGAAGGAGAUUUCGCAGUACAGAGGCCUCAUCAUGAAGGCCCAGUGGCGGGCAGUCCAAACUGCUUUCCAGUACUCGGCUCGAGUUGGGAUCGCAGCAUCAGCGGUCAACCAGGCCACGCUGAGCAACCUUCGUGAGGCAAACAGCCUCAUGAAAGAGCUGAGGACGACCGCGAAGGAGGACCUGGUCUUCCACUCCUUUAACUACAACCGGGAGACGGACCUGCCCGAUGAUGGGGCUACCGGCGGCUACAUCACUGGCUUCGCAGACCCCGACAUCCUCCAGGGCAAGGAGGCGAAGAUGAGUGCCAUGGACUGGCGAUCCUGGAAACUGGAUAGGCCGGUCAAAGGAACGAAUGGUUCCGAAUGCCAAGGCGUCUACGAGGCCGAGGACAAGGGGUGGAAAUGCAGACCUUUCUGGGCCCUGAUCAACGGCCAAGAGUUGACACGCACCAACGCCAAGGCGCUGGCGUCCAAGAUGGAGUCGUUGCUGGUAACGGACAGCAGAGGGCUCUACGAUGCCAUUUCUUCGUCAGACUCACCGUUGCUUGGAAUGAGCAACUCACGAACUGGCGUGGAGGCAAGCGCCAUUCAAAAGGGCGUGCGAGAAGAUGGCAAGUGCUAUCUCACCUGGGUUCCCUCCGACAUGAACCUGGCAGACUGCUUGACGAAGCCUCCGGUUCAAAUCGUGUUUUUGUUUGG
This is a messenger RNA of Symbiodinium pilosum, 7181 nucleotides long. The record is from the annotation of a GenBank genome assembly. Lineage: Eukaryota; Dinophyceae; Suessiales; Symbiodiniaceae.